UGUAACCCAACUUUCAAGGAGACGGACGUUUUCCGGCAUUAGAUCACAAUGAGAAGUUUUCUUGCAAUUUUUCUCGUAGUUUUAACUACAUUACAUUUUUCUGUGGAUGCUGAUCGACUUUUACAGAAUACAAAACCAGAAUGUAAUUUGACUAUGGAUGAAGGAACAGGUGAAAAUCUGCAUUUCCGCCUUUACUACGACUCGGCCUCCGACAAAUGUCUCCCCUUCAUGUACAAGGGUCACGGAGGAAAUGGAAAUCGCUUCAUCACUGACAGGUGGUGCAUGCAAAACUGCUCCUCUCGGGCAUCUAAACUCUACCCCACUGGCGAUGCUGUCUGUAUGUUGUCGAGAGAGCAGGGGUAUUGCCAAGGCCAUUACUUACUGUGGUACUACAAUUCAGCCAAGAGGAAAUGCAAGACCUUUUAUUUCACUGGAUGUGGAGGCAAUGGCAAUCGGUUUAUUACACAGCAGCAAUGCAACAGCACCUGUGCAGGAUACAUAGAUGGCACACUUGGUAAUGACCAAGAUGAUGAUGAAAUUACCAUUACCAAUGGUGUACAAACAGGGUUAAUAGCAGGAAUUGUGCUGGGCCUUUUAGGUGCAAUACUGCUGAUAGUUGUCAUUGUUCUGGCUGUAAAGCAAAGCAAGACUGAAGAGAAAAAGGGGACCCACAGGGAAGCUUUAACUGCUAAAGAAGACCUAGAAAUGAAAUAGGCUUACACAGCCGACAAGUUUAAGAGAUUGAAAAUAUUUCACUUUGUUGGAAUGCAGAAUGCAGAAUGUUGCCAAUAUUCAAACAGAUUAAAAUUCAUGGCUUGA
Molecule: messenger RNA, 819 nt
Organism: Lepisosteus oculatus (spotted gar)
Lineage: Eukaryota; Metazoa; Chordata; Actinopteri; Semionotiformes; Lepisosteidae
Product: inter-alpha-trypsin inhibitor
Molecular function (GO): serine-type endopeptidase inhibitor activity
Source: RefSeq, a predicted model, not a curated record